Molecule: messenger RNA, 1107 nt
Organism: Vittaforma corneae ATCC 50505
Lineage: Eukaryota; Fungi; Microsporidia; Nosematidae
Exons: 1
Coding region: 1-1107 (368 amino acids)
Biological process (GO): RNA 3'-end processing
Cellular component (GO): TRAMP complex; nucleolus
Molecular function (GO): mRNA binding; poly(A) RNA polymerase activity
Source: RefSeq, a predicted model, not a curated record
AUGCGUGGAAGCAACGCUAAAAGUACAACAGAAAAGUCUAAAAGCAAUUCUGUGGGUAGAGAAAAAAAUAAGAGAGCAUACAGAUCAAUUCUCAUCAACCACAUGCUUAAAUUCAGAGGAGAGAGAGCGCCAACACUCAAUCAAAAAUUGAAUGAAGAACUUCUUUUAUCAUACAAUAAAAUUAAACUCACAGACACUGAGAUUAAAACCAGAAACAAGGUUUUUGAACUAUUUAAAAAAGUAAUUGAAGAUGCUUUAGAUUGUCAAGUAGAAUCACAUGGGAGUUUCAGAACAGGUACAAUGGUCUAUGGAUCAGAUAUUGACAUUACAGUUCUUAUGAAUAAAGAAACGAUCAAAAAACCCAGGAGUCUAUCCUAUGAUGCUUCGUACAAGCCAUAUUCCAAUCAAAUACUUGCUAAGAUUGCAAAUAUAAUAGAAUCAAACAAUAUUAUAACAGGAAAUAUUAUUCAUAUAAAGAAUGCCAGAGUGCCUGUACUUAAAUGUGUGGAUAAAAUAUUCAAUUGCAAAGUUGAUAUUGUUAUUGAUAAAUAUGACAGUAUAAAAAGUGCUAAUUUUGUUAUUAAACAGCUAGAAGAACGACCGUACUUAAAGUAUUUAGCUACUCUUUUGAAAUAUUUUUUGAAGAGAAGGCAUUUAUCAGAGGCCAUCCGAGGUGGGCUGUGCUCAUAUGCACAGUUUCUAUUGAUUUUAAAUUUUGUCCAAUUGCAUCCAUUGAUCCAAAAUGGAAAUAUUCGUGUUGAAGAUAAUCUUGGCACAAUAUUUAUGGACUUUUUUCAACUUUACGGAUUAGAAUUUCCGUUCGAAAGGACUAUUAUUUCGGUGCUGGAAACAAGAUACAAACCAAAUCGAGAUUCGCAGAUUAAUAUUGAAGAUCCAUGUAAUCAGGGGCAUAAUGUUGCAGCAGGAUGCACAGCCUUACCUAUGAUUAGAGAAAUUUUUUCAUUCAGUUAUAAAAUCAUGGCUGCAGCCUUUGCCGAGAAAGUGGCUACAAAUAAGGCAAUAGGAGAGCUGUGGCUGAGGAUUGAUGAACAGGAACUUGCAUCUAGAAAUAAACUCAACAAGGUAAAGAACGAAAAUAAACCAUGA